AUUGCGGCGCCGUGGUCGCGCGUACACUGCGCUCCGUGUUAAACUGUGUUUAAAAAGUGAUUAAGUGCACAAAAUUAAGUUACAAAGUUGUGAUACGUACUAUUUAGUUUAACUCAUGUGAAAGUGACAUAUUUUAUUACAUAUUGCCUUGUUUAUCGCCAAUUAUAAUCAAAUGCAUAAGGUAUUUACGUAAAGUACUGGACGGUGUAUUAAUAUCGCUCAAGUGUCAUAGAAUAGUUUAAUUGCACCUUGCAGAACAGUACGCAAAACGCACCAUUGGUGUACUGUUAUUUUUUGUAUAGAAGAUUAAACUCAACUUAUCUGCUCUGUGGCAUCGAUGCUAUUGCAAUAAUGAUUUGUGACCGAUGUACCCACUCUGUAAAAAAAGAUGAAGUGGUUGUUUGUUCUCUCUGUAAAAAGGGAUUUCACUACCAAUGCGUCGACUUAACCGCAUCUUUUUACAUCAAAAACGCACGUGACCUAAAACGGUCAUGGAAAUGUGCUCUGUGCGUCAACAUAACCAAACGCAAGGGUGACAAGGCUACAAGCAUUGCGUGGGUGCCAAGUGCCUCCCCGCCGCCCGCGACUCCACCGAGCGACGAUGUGCGGAUGGUGGAACGUCACUUACAACAGCCGCAAAACAGCUCGCUUUCUUCCUCCGAUACAUCGCCGCCGGGCAAUGCGGUAACAUUGCAACAGAUAAGUAGCUUACUGGACGUAAAAUUUGAAAGUAUGAAGUCAACUUUAAUGGACAGUUUCACCUCUCUAAUAAAAAAACAAAUCGAGGACCUUAAAGACGACUUUACACGAACAACGGACUUUCUUGCUCUGCAGCAAACUGAUUUUAACGUUAAACUAGAGGCAUCGAAUAAUACAAUCCAAGAACUCCAAAAACAAAAGAAUAACCUUCAGACUGAACUCACUGACGCCCAAAGAAGACUAGAUGCGUUGGAAAAAUCUUCACGAAGUCUUAAUGUCGAGAUCCAAUUAGUUCCAGAUAAUCGCAACGAGAACAUCCUCUCCACUGUAAAGCAAAUUAUCUCUGUUAUACAAGCUCCUGUUGACGAAGCAAACAUCCGAUGCGUACGCCGCGUGGCUAAACUUAACCCACAAUCUACUCGACCCCGGAAUAUCCUAGUAACACUAUCAACAGAAAGACAGCGUGACACAUUUAUAUCCGCAUUUAAGAGAUACAAUAAAAACAAUAGAAGUGAUCCUCUGAACACUACAAACCUGGGCAUACCAGGCAACAAGCAAGCUAUCUACAUCAUGGAACAUUUACCGCCGUACUUAAAAAGUCUUCACGCUGAAACCAGAAAGACAGCUAAAGAUAAAAAUUAUAAAUAUGUUUGGAUUAAAUAUGGCAAUAUCUACAUCAGGAAAGACGAUACCUCUCCAGCAAUCUUAGUUAAGAACAGCACUAGUCUAAGCAAAUUAAUGUAAUCAUUUCGCUUCCUUUUUCCCCGUACAUUUCUUAAGAUGUUACUUUAUUUACCCACCAUCUCAUUAUGUUAAUUUACUAUCAAAAUGUAAAUCGUA
This is a messenger RNA of Papilio polytes (common Mormon), 1539 nucleotides long. RefSeq lists its product as uncharacterized. NCBI's taxonomy places the organism in Eukaryota, Metazoa, Arthropoda, Insecta, Lepidoptera, Papilionidae. The record is from RefSeq and is a predicted model, not a curated record. The coding region runs from base 352 to 1443 and encodes 363 amino acids. The transcript has a single exon.